This is a messenger RNA of Phaedon cochleariae (mustard beetle), 5332 nucleotides long. The record is from the annotation of a GenBank genome assembly. NCBI's taxonomy places the organism in Eukaryota, Metazoa, Arthropoda, Insecta, Coleoptera, Chrysomelidae.
UAUUAUUAUUAAAGUAUUAAAAUGAACUUUCUAAAUAAUAAUAAAAACCUACGGUAGCAGUUGCAACUGUUCUACUUGUUGAAAAUGUCUUUCCAGCAACCUGCUCAUUUUGGUGACAUUCUUCACCUGAAUGUUGGAGGAAAAAGAUUCUCGACUUCUCGUCAAACACUCACAUUGAUUCCGGAUACAUUCUUCAGUGCACUUUUGAGCGGAAGGAUUUCAAGCUUGAGAGAUGAGAAAGGGGCAAUAUUCAUUGAUAGGGACCCAACAGUGUUUUCAGUGAUAUUGAACUAUCUGCGGACUAGGGAAGUAGAACUCAAAGGAGUUGACAUAAAAACUCUCAGACAUGAGGCUGAAUACUAUAAUAUUGCACCUUUGGUCAGGAGAUUGAUGUUAUGUGAAGAAUUGACUCAGUCUACAUGUGGGGAUGUAUUAUUUUAUGGAUAUUUACCACCACCUUAUAUUCCUGUUCAGGACCCCAAUGUGGUGUCUCAGUCCCAUGUUGAGACCACAGCUGUUCAUCAGUCUAAGACAACUUCGAAUGUUAGGGUAGCUGAGGGGCAGGUAGACUCCAGCAAGCCUUCCACUAGCACUGGGGGGGCUGAUCACUGUGAUAAUGGGCCUGUGCAGACAAACAGUCUGGUUACAGUGCCUCCUGGAUUUGUACAAAAUAGGCCCCAAGGUCAUUCAAGGAAUUCCUCGUUGGAGCUUCGUCUAGGCAUAUCAACGAACUACAGCAGGAGCUCCCAAGAUUUGCGUGGCCUCACCAGCCGCGGUCACUCUAGGACAGCCUCGCUCGAUCUCAGGCACGCCAGAAACUCAUCAGCAGAUCUCAACAAACUCAUAAGGAACGAUGUCGGUUUAGUGUUCGGCAUGACGAAUUCCAGUUGGGCUGAUCCACUCAGGGUCCAAAUAAUCAAGGCACACCAUAACUGGAUCGUCGUAGCCUAUGCACAUUUUGUUGUUUGUUACAGGCUCAAAGACUCCAGUGGAUGGCAGCUUGUAUUCACCAGCCCAUACAUAGAGAGUUGUAUCGAACGUAUCGCCAUCAAUGCCAAAAUGGGCUCGACUGAAACUUCGAAAAUGGUCGCCAUAUCGUAUGGUAGUCAGGUCAGGCUGUGGGGAAUUUCGGAUGCAGGAUCUAGAACUAAUAUAGGCACUUUCAAUCUCCACGUCCGAGUGGAAUACCUCUUCUUCAUCGGCAGCCAGCUGGUGGCGCUCUCUCCCUCGGGCAAAUUGGGCGUAUGGCACGCCAUGACGCAGCACUGGCAGACGCAGGACGUCAUGCCGAUAGCGUCGUUCGACACUGCCGGCUCCAUACUGCUGUUGGGAUGCAACAACGGCUGCAUUUAUUACAUAGAUAUGCAAAAGUUUCCAUUGCGAAUGAAAGACAACGAUUUGCUUGUAACGGAACUCUACAGGGAUCCAAACAACGAUCCAGUGACAGCUAUUUCUGUUUAUUUGACGCCCAAAACCAAUUUGUGUGGCAACUGGAUCGAAAUAGCGUACGGAACAACGUCUGGAGCGGUAAGAGUGAUCGUUCAGCAUCCAGAGACGGUCGGACAUGGACCGCAGCUCUUUCAGACGUUCACUGUGCACCAAAGUAAAGUGACAAAGGUAACGCUCUCCGAGAAGUACCUCGUGUCGGUGUGCUCGGAGUACAACCACGUGCGCAGCUGGCGCGUCACCCGCUUCCGCGGCAUGCUCUCCACGCAGCCCGGCUCCACUCCGGAGGCGUCGUUCAAGAUCGUCGCGCUCGAGGCGGUGGAGGGGGUAGCAGGGGGAGGAGCCUCCGCGGGCCACGCCUCCUCGCCGGCGGCCAACGAGUGCGGCCCGUUCGGCGAGCAGGACGACGAGCAGGUGUUCGUGCAGAAGGUGGUGCCCGAUGCGGACCAGCUGUUCGUCAGGCUGGCGAGCAACGGAAAAAGGGUGUGCGUGAUAAAGGCGGUAGAUGGCAGCACUGUCAGCGCGUUUUUCGUGCACGAAUGCGAAGCGUCUAGCAGGAUGGGCUCGAGACCGAGGCGGUUCAUCUUCAGCGGCCAUUCGAACGGGUCCAUCCAGAUGUGGGACCUCACCACGGCCCUCGAUCUCUCCUACAAGACUGAUUCAGACAAAAGCACCGACGGCGGCCCCACCACCUUGGAGCUGCUGUCGAUGCUCGACCAGUGCGACAUCAGCAACAGCCUCUGUUCGACGCCGUGCGCGUCGCCGUCGCCGCUACUUGCCGCCGCCGCCGCCCGUCUCAAGGCCGCCAACGUCGCUUUCCUCAACCAGCCGCAGCACCAGGAUGCGGCCAACUCUUCGUGAUUUUUCCUUUGUGUGACGCAUCUUUUUCGGCGUUAUCUGAACUUCUCCACAUUUGAAGUGAGACAAGCGAAUAUUUUGUUUGUUUUCGGACCGUAAUAACUUUGGAUGGGAUCAACCGAUUUUUAGUUCUCUUUGGGAUUCGGAUUGAUUGAUUGAUUGAUUAAUAGCAGAAUGAUCAGUCAGGGUUUGAAGCCCAAAACACUGCAGCCUUUGGGCCUAUUGUAUUCCUGAUCAUGCUGUUGACUUAGGUGAACAGGUUCGCUGCCUUGAUGAGGUUUAGCAGCCUCUUCACCAAAUCAUUCUUUGAAAAUGCCUCUUGAGAGUUUACUGCUCCCAGAAGGUUGUAUCUCCAACGCGCUAGUGCUUCGCACUCCAAUAUUACAUGGGUGGCAGUUUCCUCCUCCUCAUUGCAUAGUCUGCAUAUGGGUUCGUCUGUAUAGAUGCCCAUUUGAUGCAUAUGUUUCCUCAAGGGGCAGUGACCGGUUAUUAGUCCCGUCACUUGUUUGAUCUGACUUCUGUUUAGGCUCAGAAUGUCGUUAGUCACUGUUUUGGACAGUGUUCCAACCAUCAGUUUACUGUGUCAUUGUCCUGGGACAUUGUUCCAGUAUGCCUGAUGUCUUUCUUGCAUCCACCUUGCCAGCCAGCCGCGUAUUGAGGUUUUGGGGAUACCGAAUACAGGUUCCGGUCCCAUAAACAACGUCGCAGACCCUUGCCGGGCAAGAGCGUCAGCUGCUUCAUUGCCUUCAAUUCCCUUAUGCCCUGGCACCCAUUGAAGAGUUACCUUGUUGUGGUUAGCCAGGGUUAGCAGGCUUUGAAGGCAAUCCCAGACCAGUUUUGAUCUGAUUUUAUUGCAUGUUAAAGAUUGAAUGGCCGCCUGACUAUCUGAGCAUAUGAGGAUUUGUUUACCUCUAUAUCCUCUUACAAUAUUCUCUCUCAGGCAUGCCUCAAUAGCAUGCACCUCUGCCUGGAAUACUGAAGCAUACCUCCCCAAGGAAGCGCACAUCCUGGUUCUGGGCCUAUCUCCAUAUAUUCCGGCUCCCGAGCCCUCAUCAGUCUUAGAACCGUCAGUGUACCACACUAUCGGGUAUUCGGAUUGCUCAGUCAAUUGGGUAUAACAAAAUUUUCUGACGUUCUUCCACCUUUUCGGAAUCAUGACCUACAGGAUGGUAUCUGAAAGUGUGAUAAUUUUAGAAAAGUUUGGGGUCGUACCGUUGAUAGGAUGAUUUUUAAAAUUUUUUUCUGACUGCAAAAACAUAAAGACUGAUGUGUGUUCUCGAAAUAGUUUCGGAUUCAUCAAGAUCCAUUCAGGAUGUUUUGAGAUAUGCAAUUUUGAACAACGUAUGGCUUUUCGAAUUGUUUGAAUACCUGGUUAACCCCUCGGUAUAGUCACAUGUUGUCUAGCUAGGUAUUGUUUUUAUAGUGAAGUGUUCCCAGAAGGAUGGACCUAUGAUGCCACACAGAGGCAUAGGUUAUGAUUUCCGAAAAGGUUGAGAAACGUAAGAAAAUUAUGUUAUACCCAAUUGACUGAGCAAUCAGAAUCCCAAAAAAAAUCGAAAAUUGGUUGAUCCCAUCCAAAGGUAUUACGGUUCGAAAACUAACAAAAUAUUCGCUUGUCUCACUUCAAAUGUAGAGCAGUUUAGUUUGAGAAACAGUGAAAUAACUGCUUUUGAUGUUUUUUCUCCACCAUUUUCAGUUAUAAUUCGAAAACUGAAAAAAUAUAUUCCAGUUUUUCAGAGCAUAACACAGCACAACAGGUAUGAAUACAAUAAUACUAGCGGUUUUUCUUCGUGUUUAACAAUUUAUUCUGAGAAAACUGGUAGGAAAUCAAACUUCAAAUAAUACCUUUCAUUUCGAAAAUUGGGAAUAGUAAUUUUCUUAACAAGUGCGGAAAGUAAUUCUUUCCCGCACGCGAAUGCCGUUGACCCAAAUGACGCAAAGCAGAGUUCGGGCAAGCAGUCGAGUGCGGGAAAGACACUUUCCGCAUGAGUUAGGAAUAAUAUUUUUUCUACAAGCGUAGGAAAUUGAUUGAUUUGUUCAAUCAAUUAUUCCUGCAAAUAGGAACAACUAACAAUAGUGAUAUAUUCUCUAUCUCCUAAUGAUUAGUGAUAUAUCUAUUGUGUGUACCGUUUGAAGCAUUAUGUAGGUAAGCUUAUUGCGGAAGCCAGCAUGCCCAUGAUGUUUGGCCUCUAGAUUUCAAACAUUUCUAGGAAAUGAGCCAAAAAUACUUCUUUUUUAUCUGGUCUUUUUACUUCUUUACUGUUGCACCAUUCAAUAAAUCCCGUUUAAUGCUUCUCAUACCUUUCUUAAGACUUCGUUGGUUAUAACUCAUCUGUAUCGCAUCUGUAGCUGGAAGUUUCUCAUCGCAAUUCCACUGAAUCGAAAAUGACAGUAACACUCUGUCUGUCGCUCUGAGAAUUACACUAACUAAUUUGUGUUUUGAUUGACAUGACAACAAUUGUUUCCUACAUCAGAUCAAUUUAAGGAUAUAGGGGGAUUUAUAUAUGCGUUUCGGAGUUACAAGGUGUUUUUCGAAAAUUGGCAUUUUUGAAAAGUGGCUACAGAUAUUUUUUUGGCAAAAAUUUUCUGUACCUAUGAAAAUAACUGCAAAGAAUUGAUUUUGUGAUAAAAAUUGUUCUCGAGGCACUGAAAUCGGUCAUCCUAUUUCUACUUGAAGAAUAUAACUUGUUCCUCUUGUAAGGAAAGUUCUAUUUUGCAACUGAGUAUACGGUGACUGCACAGCCUGCCUGAGGAUCAAUUUUCAUGACAAACACAACAACGCGAUGAAAGUUUUUACAAAUAAAAAAGAGUACUUUUCAAAAUUUCAUAUUUUUGAAAAAUACCUUGUAGCUCUGAAAUAAAGAUAGAUAUCGAUAUGCGGUUUUCACCUUUGAGUUUCUCAUGUGAAUUGAUCAAGAGGCACCAAAAUCAGUUUUUUUCUAUCUUGUACGGGAAAAGGACUUUCCCUAUAAAAGUGCCCAAUUUGGCCCACCCUGUACACAUACCUUCGGGACAUACAGGGUAUCGA